This is a messenger RNA of Blepharisma stoltei, 2099 nucleotides long. The record is from the annotation of a GenBank genome assembly. Lineage: Eukaryota; Ciliophora; Heterotrichea; Heterotrichida; Blepharismidae.
AUGUCAAAUGUCCUUGAGUUUCAAUUGCUUAAAGCAGAAGGACCAUGGAAUACAGAGACACUGGGGUGCUAUAUUUCAGUAGAAAACAGACUUUUAGAUGUUAUCACGCCGAUAAACCUCGGUAACGAAAAUAUUGUGGAUUUACCUGUCACUGGGACUGUAAGAUUAUCAAUCAAAGAAAUGAGCAACGAUGACAGCUGCUACGGCAGUGUCAGUUUUUCAGUGGAAAAGGUGCCUUAUAAUACCACAAUUUGACUCCCAAUAUUUACUAAUAAGUCUGAAGACUUUUUAAGCGAAGUUCCGGAAUCAACAAAAAGCCCAAGAUUAUUAAUAUCAGUAGACAGCGUCAUCAAAGAGAAUUUAGAGUCAACGAUGCCAAGAAUUUCUCUCUGUGAUAAAAAUGCGUCUUAUGACGAGUACAAUGAAGAUCUAGACGCGUCCAUUACUUCAAGCUCAAAGUCUCCCGAAAGUCCAAUCCAUGAUACUUUUUCUAUAGACCCAGACACUUCAGUUACAGAAAAUUCAGAUAAGCUGCGGGUUUUAUAUAACUCCCUCCCCUCCGUGAGUGAACAAAUAAAAUUUUGUUCACUAACUGAGGGGGGUUUAAUUUUUUUUUCGAAAUUUAAAAAAAUCCUAAUUCGCAAAAAUUUGAAAGCAAAUAUUAAUUUAAUUUAUAAAAUUUAUGUGUUUUAAAAAGCAAUUCGUUUUAAAAUUAAACAGAAUUAGCUCUAGACAUCAUUAUACUAAUUAUCAUUUAUAUAUCAAAAUUUUUUUCCAUAAAAAAUUUUUGUUCACUCACGGAGGGUGGGUAUUUGGCAAAAAAUAGGAUUUUUUUCUAAUGGUUUUGUUCACUCACGGAGGGGGGGAGUAAGAAACAGAUUGCGUUAACCCAGGAACUCACACAUCAGCUGAACUUGUGCCAAACCCAGCUUAAGUUUGAGCAAGACAGAAGGGAGUCGCAGGAUUCACGAAUUAUCAAAAUUUCUCAAGAAUUUGAAGAAGCCAUGGAGACGUCUCAAACCAGAGAAAAUUCUUUGCUAAAGCUAUUAGAGCAAAAAGAUAUAGAAAUUACAGAAGCUAUGAAUGAAAUCACAAGGCUUCAAGGGGCAACUAGAUCGCUGGAAGGAGAAAAGAAGCAAUUAAGCGACUUCUCUACAAGGAUACAAGCAGAAAUUACGACAGCCAAGCUUAGCGAGCUUAAAAAAGAGCUUUUAAUGACUAAAGAGAACUUAGUUGAGUCAGAAAGGCGGAGAAAAGAACUGCAAAAUAUGCUGGAAAGCAUAGGAAAUGAAUGAAACAAAAACUGUGAUAAAGAAAAUGAAAGCUAUAAAGAAUUGCAAGGGAAAAACAAAGAAUUGGAAGCAAAAAUAGAAAAUUUAGAAAAAAUAAGUAAAGAAAAAGAUGAAAAAAUGAGAAGUUUUGAGAAAAAUGGGGAAGAAAAAGAAAAGGAAAUUGAAGAGCUGAAGGUUGGAAAAGAGAAAUUAGAAGAGCAUGUGAAAUAUUUGACUAUGAAAUUGGUAGCUGCAGAUGGAGAAAAACAAGCUUUAGCGAGCGGACUUUUAGAGUCCCAAAAUGAGCUGCAGAAACUGCAAAGCUCUUUUCUCCAUAGCUUAGUCCAAGAUACCCUCCGUCGGCACAAGUUCCGUGGCACUUUGACAAAAAUCCAAAAUAACUUGUACUCGAUUAAUGGCAAAGAUUUUUACCUCCAAGCUCAUAAUAACCAGGUCGUGGUAAAAAUUGGGGUCAAUCUAAUAGCUCUUGAAGAUUUUUUGCAAUUAUCAAACCCAGUUGACUAUCCUAUUUCGCUUGAUAAUGAAGACUCCUUUAAUUCCCAUCAUUUAAUGACAUUCUUUUCACCUCCUAGUUCAGAUGUAAAUACCCCUCGUGCUGUAUAUGACAGAAAAACGUCGAUUUCUACUAGUGAUUCUAUAAAACAAAACAAAGAAAACGACCAGAAAUCUCAUGUGAAAAUCUCUCCAUUGUCUAGGUUUUUCAAGCCGACGAUUUCUUCACAGAGUAAAAUCCGGACAAGUUUGGAAAAAUCUCCACUUGCACAAAGGAAUUCGAAAUCAGCAGAAAGAAAAAGGCCUUUUAAAUAA